This is a messenger RNA of Alternaria novae-zelandiae, 4953 nucleotides long. RefSeq lists its product as uncharacterized. Gene Ontology annotation, molecular function: guanyl-nucleotide exchange factor activity. Bases 1 to 4953 code for a protein of 1650 amino acids. The record is from RefSeq and is a predicted model, not a curated record. NCBI's taxonomy places the organism in Eukaryota, Fungi, Ascomycota, Dothideomycetes, Pleosporales, Pleosporaceae. The transcript has 2 exons.
AUGUCGUACUACGGAAACGGCCAGAACUACUACAACCCCAACAUCCCGCACUCCAAUGUGGGCGCGCCCGGCCAAUAUCAGGAUCCCUACAACCGCCGCACGCCAAGCGCUGACAAUGGCGAUGCCACCAACGGAGCGCCCACGGGCUAUGGGCACCUCCAGCAGCUCGACCGGCGCAACAGCAUAGCGGCCCGCCAGAACGACGAGCUCUUCAUCGGCGCAAACAGCUCCCCGCAGCCACCUCAGGGUCCAAUGUCCCCCACAGCGGGCGGGUUCAACGGCGGCUAUGGCUACCAGCGGGCGCAGCAGGCGUACAACCCCCAGAACUACAACACGCAGCCCAUCGCUCUGCCCAACCCCCAGCACUACGGCGGUGUCAGCAACAGGACCUUCGCGCCGCCCGUCUCUGUGUCGGCUUCGCACCAGCCAUACAACCCAGCUGCCUACGCCGACAGCAACAUCGCACCCGCCAACUCCCUGAGCCAAUCCUAUGGCUUCUCGCCCACCUCCCCGACCGCCUCAUACCACUCGCCCUCGGUGUACCAGAAUCAGGGAUUUGGAAGAGCACCCUCUGUCCAGAGUCGCGCGUCAGCUUACGCAGCAUCGGCCGCACCACCACUGCCUGCUCCUCCAGGGAGCGCGCAAUCUGCGGGUGAGGACUGGGGCACCUACCCGAACCGACGACCCUCGAACGCGUCCUCGGGCUACUAUUCCUCGAGCGCCUCGCAUGCUCCACUCCCGUCUCCCCCGGGAUACGAUACUGGCUACGGCUCCCAGCGCGGCGACAGGUAUGCCUCCAUGUCGGGCAACGCCCUUCCACCCACGCCCGAGGUCCCUACACAUGGCUCGCCGCAACGGACCAACACGGUAUCAUCGCGACCGCUACCCCCACCACCACCCCACGAGUCCGACAGCGACGAAUACUUCGCGCCGCAGCAGAACGGGUAUCAAGACGAACUGUUCAACGACGUUAUGAACAUGACAUCGGGCGGCGCCCAGGUCCAACAGCCAAACGGUCAAUACUACAGCGAGUCUGCGGGAAGAAACGGCACGAAUGGCGCGGUUGCUGGACGCGACACCUACCUUAGUGACGAGAGCGACGUAGAGGCAGCUGCUGGUCUAGCUGCACUUCAGAUGGCCGAGGAACAAGAAAGAGAAGACGAAGCUCGUAGAGCUAGUGGUGGCACCGGGCUUUUCAGCAACUACACGUCGGUACAUUCCCCGCAGAUGCCUGCCGAGCCGAUGCGACAGGAAAGUGCCAGCGAUAGUGACUACGUGGGUAUGGACGUGGGUACCUAUGGCGGCGGAUUUGCACCAUCUUUCAACUACGGCGGAGACCCAAGCGUACUGGCAGCGGGUGGAAGCCACACAGCAUCCACCUCAGGUUCUCAGCGACGAUCCGACCCUAUGCGCGACGACUACGACCCGAUCCAUCCCUUCCCGUCCUUCUCGAGCAACGCGCGUGUCGAUACAUUUGGUACCGGUGGUCUGGAAGAGCCUAGCGCACGGCGGCGGAGCUACGACGAGGGCGAUGAGGUCACACUCAUGGAUAGCGCAUCUGCCCUGUCCGGUUCGACACUCAAUGGCCCUUCAGCAGUCAUGCCGGGCGAGCCACCGGAUAUGUUCUAUCACCCGGGCAUUUCAAACCGGCCAUUGCCCCCACCUCCAGUGAACACCGGCAGCCGGCGAAUGAACCACCAGAGCAACAGCUCCACCGGAUCUGGAUCCUACGAAUACUGGCGUAACGCUCCGGCUGCCCAGCGUUCAUACCCCGUGGAUGCGAACGCUAUGCACAUGAUCUCUCCCACCGGCGCCCCUGUGCCUCGCUCAACCUCUCUACUCCAGCAUAGCAAUGCCCGAGAUGCCAUUCCCUUGCCUCGUUCCAAGACAGACGCUGAGCAGGGGCACAGACCUCGACCUCCUCCCGGCAACCGGAAUACCUUCUAUGGCGGUGCCAUGGACAGCGACGGCAAUACCCUCACCCCUGGCAGUGCAGAAGCUGUAGCUAUCGACCUACCCACGAUUCCAGCCGGCAAGCGCUUCAAUCCCGCAAAGCUUUCCAGCAUCGACUUCAAGAAAUGCACUGAGCCUUGGGCACUUAGCUCGAUCAUCUCCUGGCUGAAGAACAUGACCGAAGGCGAGAAUGACCUUAAGGAGGGUCCGAUCCAAGAAGGUCUCAUUGCGCUAUUCACCCACAAAGUUCCAACUAUGAACAUUGCGGAUGCCGAGACACUGAGUAGUCGGGUGGUAGCUGAGAUGUACAAAGCAGGCACACUUGUGCACGAGGAAGAGUGGCUGAGGUUCUCGACCGCAAGCAUGACUGGUGUAAUAUUCCAGCUUACGGGCGCCGGAUGCUACGCUCCCAUGCUUCAUACACAUGCAAGCCCGGGUCGAUGCUACUCGCACCAUUGCCAACGCACACUCAAGAAGAUCGACCUGCACGCUCCGUCCGCCGCACCUCGAUCAGAAGACUGGGCGACCUUCUAUAAGCUGAAGAAAGAAGACAUCGAAGGAGCAAACAAGAAGGAGAUUGAACGUCAAAACAUCCUACACGAGAUCGUCCAAGGAGAAGAUAAGUACAUGAACCGACUUGACGUAUUACGGCACCUCUACCGGGAUCGACUUCAAUCAGCCCAGCCUCCAGUCAUACCUCCUAAGAAGGUCGACAGAUUCAUCCGCGACGUGUUCAGCAAGGUAGACGCAGUACGGAAAGCGAACGAAGACCAUCUUCUUCCACAGAUCAAGUACAGACAGCAAGAGCAAGGCCCAUGGAUUGUAGGCUUCAGUGAUAUCUUCCGAGAAUGGAUCCGGAAAGCGAAACAGGCCUACAUCGAGUACGCCGCGGCUUUUCCGUACGCAUCCUUCCUUGUUCGACAGGAAGCUGACCGAAACAUACUGUUCCGCACCUUCCUGGACGACGCUCAAAAGCACAAGUUGUCAGAAAAGCUUGGCUGGGAUACCUAUCUCAAAGGUCCUAUCGACAGACUGCAGCGCUAUGGUCUUCUCAUAGACACAGUCAUCAAGUACUCGACUGUGGACAACGAGGAGAAACGAAAUCUCCAGGUCGCCAAAGAAGAGAUCAAAGCCGUGACACUAGAGUGCGACAGCCGUGUCGCUGAAAUGAGUCGGAAAGUCAGUCUCACCGACUUGCAAGCAAAACUCAUCUUGCGGCCAGGUAUGCAACGAGUGGAGCUCAACCUGGAUCACCUGGGCCGAGAGCUCAUCUUCCGAGGCGACUUGCAAAGGAUGGGAGGCAGCCGUUUCAACUGGCUUGAGACCCACGCAUUGCUCUUCGAUCAUUACCUUGUGCUCGCCAAGGCAGUCUCUUUCCGAGAAGCAGACGGUGUUACCAAGUCUGAGAAGUAUGAUGUGUCAAGAUUGCCAAUUCCCAUGGAUCUUCUUGUUCUCGAGAGCGAAGACGACGAUCCCGUUGUGCGGUCUACCAUGAAGGGUAUCUCUACUGUCACCACCGUUUCUGGUCGGGUCGGUUCUGGGGCUGCGACAAGAUUGAACAACAGCCCUGUACCCGGUGGUCUAUCACACACAAGCACCUCAAACUCGCUUGGGUCGACCAACACGAGCAAUUCCGGCAAGACCAUGGUCAACACCACCUCAAAUGAUGCUUCAAAGGAUGAGAAGAUUUUGUACCCCUUCCGCGUAAAGCACUUGGGCAAGGAGACCUACACACUAUAUGCGCCAUCAGCAACGAAUCGUGCCGAGUGGUGCGACAAGCUCAUCAUUGCGAAGACGCGACACGCAGCAGCUCUCUUUGCUCAAAACGCCGAACCGUUCAAGUUGAGAGUCAUGGCUGACGCAGCCUUCGCAUAUGACAGCGCGAUGCCUUCGCAAAAAGCUAUCACGAUCAAGGGAACGCCUUUGGAUCGCGCAGUCGACGAAGUGGAGAAACUUUUCGUCAAUGUUGGGCGGCCUGUCCCCAUCUGCCGCGCAAGGGUAAACUGCGCAACAGCCUUCAGCCAGCCCUACGGCAAGCACAUGCUAGCCGUUGGUACAGACAUUGGAGUCUACGUGUCGGAAUUUGAUAAUCCUAGAGGCUGGUCCAAGGCAAUCCAAGUACCACGUGUGACGCAAAUCGCCGUCCUCGAACAGUUCAGCUUGAUGCUGCUCAUCUCCGACAAGGCACUCAUUGCGUACCAUCUCGAUGCGGUAUGCCCAGUGAGUGGCGUAGCCCCCUCAAACGACUCAACACGACGAGCACCCCAAAAGCUAUCGGGUGCACGCGACAUUGGCUUCUUCGCCACUGGCGUGAUGAAAGACAGAACGCUAGUGUUCUACAAGAAGCGUGACGGUAUCUCAUCCACCUUCAAGGUGCUUGAGCCUGUUUACCAGAAAUCAUCCGAGAAGAAGUCCAGGAUAUGGAAGUCUGGACGCACAGAAUUCUUCCGCGAGUACGACGAGUUCUAUAUCCCAGCAGAGUGCUACACGAUCAAUCUCUUCCACUCGUCGCUGGCAAUCUCCACAGCAAAGGGCUUUGAAGUGCUUACCCUCGACAAGAAGCAGCCAUGGUCCGUACCCGAUCUAAAGCAAUCACACGUGGCCACCAUCGCUUCACGUCUUCAAAACCAGGACCCACUGGGCAUGUUCCGCCUCUCGGAUCAAGAGUUCUUGCUCUGCUACGAAGAGUGUGCCGUAUACAUCAACAAGAACGGUGACAUCUCGCGGUCCGUCAUCAUGGAGUUUGUCGGCAAAGCCAAGUCUGCCGCUAUGUACGGUCCUUACGUCCUCUUGUUCGACCCAGACUUUGUCGAGAUCAGAAAUGCGCAAAACGGUCGUCUGCGCCAAGUUAUCGCUGGACGCGAUGUCAAGUGCCUCGAUGACGGUCUCAGCGGAGGUUCAAGUCACAACAGGACAGUCAAGCUGAGCUUACAACAUCCGCAACAUGAAAGGAGUCAGGUUGUCGUUGAGCUUGUACUUAACGAAGGGCAAAAGGAGUAA